CGUCGCGUGAAACAUUUCAAAAUAAUAACAACAACUACCUGUUUAGUUGUUUAUAAUACUUUUUUAUCAAAGGCCCUGGUUCCGGAAUUCCAGAUUCGUGUUUUACAUGCGUUCGCAUUAAAACAAUAGAAUAAAUGAUAGAUAUAUUAUGUAGUGUUAUAUAAUAUUAUUACUAUAAGUAUUUACUUUGUAGUGUCCUACCACAACCACAAAAUAGAAUAUAGAUUACGAUUUACAUUUUACGAUACAAGAAUAUACGAUUCGAAUGAUGUGAUUUAUAAACCGUGUUUAUUACAUUAAACUGAAAGAGUCAUGAGAAUAUAGUGAUACAGUCGUUCUACCUCUUGAGUCAUGCUAUUAGAGAACAUAAGACAUAAACAUAACGUGAAAUAUUAUAAUAUAAUAAGGUAAUAUUUGUGUAUCAUGUGUGGUGGUGUAAUUUACAUAGAAAAGUUAUAAAAAAUGUUAAUAGUAUGUACCUACUGUAUAAGUACUUUGAACAGAUUCCUAAUGAAUUACCAUAUUAUCAAUAAACAGAAUGCAGAUAAAUUACUGAACUCAAUACCUCUAAAUAUAUACAGCCAGUCAGAUUUUGUGUGCACAGUACUCUGGACGAUAACUAAUCAGUAGUCAUGACUUCCCAUCUAUUCAAGCCGUUUAGUAGUAUACCUGAACCAAAAAGAUGGCCUCUACUGGGACACACGCAUUUGUUCAUCCCAAAAAUUGGUCCUUAUGACUCUCGACGUCUCACAGAAGCGAUGGGUGACAUAGAACGUAUGUUGGGCCCAGUGUUUAAACUGAUGUUGGGUGGCACUUCAAUGGUCGUUGUUACAAGAGUGGAAGACGCCAAAACAAUGUUUGCCCAUGAAGGCAAGCACCCAGCAAGACCCAUAUUUCCAGCUUUAAACUUACUCAGAAAAAAACCAUUUGGCACCGGAGGAUUAGUAUCUGAAAAUGGUGUCGAAUGGUAUAGACUGAGGAGAGCUAUUGCUCCGUUAAUGUCAAAAAAUAUUUAUGAAAGUUACAUACCUCGGCAUAAAGAAGCAGCCGUGGAUUUCAUUGACUAUAUAAAAUUGAACAGAAAUAAAGACAAAUGUUUGAAGGAUAUAUUUUACCACUUAACUAAAUUUGCUGUUGAGGCAAUUUCUAUAGUCUCGCCCGGCUUAAGAAUAAAAUGCUUAAACACGACCAUGUCAGAAUGUUUUGUAGAAGCAGGAAAUAAAUUCAUGGAUGGAUUGUACAACACCCUCCAGGAACCGCCUAUUUGGAAAUUUUAUAAGACAAAUGCCUAUAGAAAUCUAGAAAGCUCACAUUCCACAUGUAAAAAUUUUGUUGACGAAUACCUGAAACAGACUCAUGAACACAAUGCUCUAGUUAAUGCCAUAAAUACAAAUUCGAAUUUAUCAAAUACUGAUAGAAAUUUACUUGUGCUAGAAAUAUUUUUUGGCGGUAUUGAUGCUACAGCUACUACAUUGGCAAUGACAUUGUAUUAUAUUUCUCAAGACAAAAAAGUACAGAAAGCUUGUCAGGAGGAUGUCUUACAAGGAACAAAUGCAUAUCUAAAGGCUUGCAUAAAAGAAACACUUAGACUGUCCCCUACUGCAGGUGCAAAUGCCAGAUAUCUUCCAAAAACCACUGUCAUUGGUGGCUACGAAAUUCCAGAAAAUACAUUGGUUAUGGCGUUCAAUUCCUUAACAUCAACAAAAGAAAAAUACUUUAAAGCUCCAUUAGAGUAUCAGCCCAGUCGAUGGUUAAGAAAUUCUAACAUCCAAAAGUUUGAUCCGUAUGCUUCGUUACCUUUUGGACAUGGGCCUAGAAUGUGUCCAGGCAGACAUGUCGCCAUGCAAGAAAUGACAAUACUCCUAUCUGAAUUAAUUAAGAAUUUUCAAAUCAGUAUGCCAACUGAACAAGCAAAAAAUAUUGGUAUGAUUUAUCGCAUGAACAGAAUACCAGACAGUCGCAUAGAUUUAAUAUUCAACAAUAGAUAAACACAUUCAUUUCGGAAAACAUUAUUUAUUUUUUUUUUUUUUAUAUAUUUUCUCUAAACAAUCUUCAACUUUUGUGAAAUAAAAAUGUAUCACUAA
Messenger RNA from Myzus persicae (green peach aphid), 2084 nucleotides. RefSeq names its product probable cytochrome P450 49a1. Bases 633 to 1988 code for a protein of 451 amino acids. Lineage: Eukaryota; Metazoa; Arthropoda; Insecta; Hemiptera; Aphididae. The transcript is spliced from 8 exons. Gene Ontology annotation, molecular function: heme binding; iron ion binding; monooxygenase activity. The record is from RefSeq and is a predicted model, not a curated record.